Molecule: messenger RNA, 1561 nt
Organism: Cuscuta campestris
Lineage: Eukaryota; Viridiplantae; Streptophyta; Magnoliopsida; Solanales; Convolvulaceae
Source: the annotation of a GenBank genome assembly
CACAAGGGUAAGUUUGAUUUGUGCCAUUGUAUUUACAUGAUUUAUAUUAAUAUUAAAAAACCCUACCUGGAAACAACAAGACGGUUUGGCCGAGUGGUCUAAGGCGCCAGAUUUAGGCUCUGGUCCGAAAGGGCGUGGGUUCAAAUCCCACAGCCGUCAUUUUUUAGAUAUAUUUUUUCCCAUUGCUUUCCUUUUUGGUCUUCUCUUCCAAGCUCAAGCCAAUCACCACCACACAACCAGUUCAAAGAUUAAAGUCACAUCUCAUGGCUCUUUCCCUUCCUUUAUCAACAAAACCAAACCUUCAUUUCAGUUGCUCCUCUGCUGCGGAUUCUUCAUCUUUCAAAUCUCCCAAGUUUCCCCGUUUUUGGCCAUGGCAAAAGGUAAAGGUGGGACCUUUAAGCGUAUCUCCAAUGGGGUUUGGGACAUGGGCUUGGGGAAACAAGAUUCUUUGGGGGUACGAGGAAUCCAUGGACUCCCAGCUUCAGCAGUCUUUUGAUUUCGCUCUCCGGAAUGGGAUCAACCUCUUUGACACUGCUGAUUCUUAUGGCACCGGGAGGUUGAAUGGCCAAAGUGAAAAGCUUCUUGGCAAGUUCAUCCGUGAAUUUCGAGGAAGAACAAAAGUGCAAGAUGACAUUGUGAUUGCUACAAAGUUUGCAGCAUAUCCAUGGCGCCUCACGCCCGGCCAGUUUGUUAAUGCUUGCAAGUCUUCUUUAGAGAGGAUGCAAAUUGAGCAAAUAGGAAUAGGGCAGUUGCAUUGGUCUACUGCAAACUAUGCACCCCUCCAAGAAAGGGCACUUUGGGAUGGUUUAGUGGCAAUGUAUGAGAAGGGGUUAGUUCGUGCCGUUGGGGUAAGCAAUUAUGGUCCAAAGCAACUACUGAAAGUGCACAAUUACCUUGAAGCCCGUGGAGUUCCUUUAUCGUCCGCUCAGGUGCAAUUCUCAUUGCUGAGCAUGGGAAGUGAUCAAAUGGAGAUAAGGAACAUAUGUGAUUCUUUGGGCAUAAGCUUGAUCGCUUACAGUCCUCUUGCCCUCGGGAUGCUUACCGGGAAGUAUAGCCCUACCAAUCUUCCAAAAGGGCCAAGGGGCUUUUUGUUCAGUCAAGUUUUACCCGGACUGCAACCUUUGAUGAACUCCUUAAGAGACAUAUCCCAAAAACGGCGCAAAACCAUACCUCAGGUAGCCAUAAACUGGUGCAUCUGCAAAGGCGCAAUUCCCAUACCGGGAGUUAAGUCACUGAAACAAGCUGAUGAAAAUGUAGGUGCCCUUGGUUGGCAACUCUCUGAUAAUGAACUACUAGAAUUAGAAUACGGAGCUCUUCAGUCUCCUCAAAAGAUGAUUCAGAACAUCUUUCAAACCUCAUAAUCUUUGCUUGUUUCUUCAUGUACUAAAUGUCAAAAUAAUGUUCAGACAUCUUCAUUAUAUUCGUGCAUUGAAGCUUUCGAAGUCUUUUUUUAUAUACGCAACUUGAAAGCCAUGAGCUUAAGAGUCGUGUACCACCAUGUAUGACAAUUGCUGUGAAUUCAAUCAUCAUCUUUCGACACCAAUAAUUACAACCGCAAUUG